Molecule: messenger RNA, 555 nt
Organism: Rotaria sp. Silwood2
Lineage: Eukaryota; Metazoa; Rotifera; Eurotatoria; Philodinida; Philodinidae
Source: the annotation of a GenBank genome assembly
AUGAUAUUAUGUUAUUUUUCAUCACUUGAAGGUGCAACAUUAGAACAAAAACUUGAAUUUAUGUUUUUGUUGUACGAUAAAGAUAGUAAUGGAAUACUUGAUAAACAAGAACGACCAAAAGUACCACGAAGUGGAAAUGACCUUAAGCCAGAAGAAUCAUGUGUUGAAAGAUCAAUAGAAUUAUUUCAAAUAAAUUCAUUAUCAAAUACAGAUCCAUUACUAGUUUUUAUCAAUCCAAAAGCAGAUAUUGAUUGGGUACUUGAUGUUAUGGAUAGAGUACUACUUCGUCGUCGAACAUUAGUUACUGUUCUACCAUUAGGCACAGAAAAUGAUUUAGCUCGAUGUUUAGCAUUGGAUGGUGGUUAUGAAAAUGAAAUCAAAAAUAGAACUCGCGAAAGUUUCCCGAUGCAAAUCGAUGGUGAACCAUGGCUUCAACCACCAUGUACGAUUUCAAUAACACAUAAAAAUCAACUUCCUAUGUUAAUGUCACCACGAAAAGAACGUAAAAAUAAUUUAUGGAUUUUAUUUAAAAAACGAAAUUCGGGAAAAUUGUGA